UGUCAUGGCGUUUAAUGUAUGCCACGUCAGUUCUACGAUUUCAAAAUUUUAAACGAAUUUUAUUUUUAACUGCCGAAAUGUUAAUGUUUCAACAAUAUUUGUUGUUCAGCAACUAAUAAAGUACUGAAAAAUAUAAAGACUUUCUCAUUACGAUAUAAACGAUAUUAAGUUCACUCAAGGAGGUUUUCUGCACAGAGUCCAGAAAAAUCAACUGAAAAAAUAAUUUGCCAUUUUAUUUGCGACUGAUCGUUUACAGUAGACAUUGUUUCAGUUAUAAAGACAUAUAUCUUAUCAGGAACUGCAGUUUAGAACUUUUGGAGCUAAAAUAUAUUAAAAAAAGAAGAAAAACUUUACAAUGUUGUAUCUAGAAGAUUACCUAGAAAUGAUCGAACAUCUCCCUCAGGAAUUGAGGGAUAGAUUUACAGAAAUGCGUGAAAUGGACUUGCAAGUACACAAUGCAAUGGAUAAUUUAGAUGACAGAGUAAAACAGUUUUUCCCAAACGCUAAGAAACUAAAGCCUGCUGAAAGAGACGUUGAAUAUGAGAAAAUUCGGCAAGAUUAUUACAAGGCCUUAGAGGAUGCUGAUGAGAAAGUUCACAUAGCAAACCAGGUAUAUGAUUUAGUAGAACGAUAUUUACGUAGACUUGACCAAGAACUUCAGAAAUUCAAAAUGGAGCUUGAAGCUGACAAUGCUGGUAUAACAGAAAUUCUAGAAAAAAGGUCUCUUGAACUAGAUAACCCACCUCCCACUUCCAAUUCUCUUCCAACAAUUUUUUCUCGAAGUGAAAAAAGGAAACAUGGCCAAAUUUCUAUAACAUACACUCCAGAUAAACAGAUUGGAGCAGAAAAAGUGUUUUCUACUAUAGCAACCGAAGCUAUUAGGGAAACAAUAAGUGCAAAUAGGGUAACCUUGCCAGGCCAUUCACCUUCUUCCUCAUCAAGCAGCAGUAGCAGUUCAACCAGUUCAGCUCAGGAAAGGACACUAGUUUUAACGCCACAGACAAAGGGUACUUUUGGAGGAACAAAUGCUCUUGCAGCAGCAGCUUCACAGGCUAUUGCCGCCACACAGCAAUCUCUAAAGAGAGGUAAUUCUCAGAACCAGUCGAAUCUCAUUCAGCAAGGUCGGCGUACUGCUAGUCUGAAAGCUAGUUAUGAAGCUAUCAACUCCGGCCAAAAUCUUGGUAAAGAACUAACUUUAGGAAGUCGUGAAAUAAAUUCUGUAGCUACAAUUCCUACAAAUAUUGCUAGUACAAUUGCACUGCCUAGUGAACCUAAAACAAAAGUAAACAAGAAAGCUCGGACAAACCAAAUAGUUGUUCCAUCAGAACCACCAGCUAUGUUAGAUGAUUCUGAAGAUUCAUCUGCCAUAGAUGAAAGUAUUAACUCUGAAUGGAAUUAUGAUCCAAAUGAACCUAGGUAUUGUAUAUGCAACCAAGUAUCAUAUGGUGAUAUGGUUGCAUGUGAUCAUAAAGACUGUCCAUUUGAAUGGUUCCAUUAUCCAUGUGUAGGAAUUACUCAACCACCAAAAGGCAAGUGGUUUUGUCCGCAGUGCUCAUCUUCUAUGAAACGACGAAAUAGGAAAGAUAAAUAAAUGCAUUCCACUUAAAAACUAUUUACUAGAGCUUUAUUAUGUGAAAACUUAAAUUAGUAUUUUAAAACAUGCAAAUUUUGAAAAGCACAAGCAACCAAAGACCAUCUACAAUUGUUGUAGAAACAAAAAAACUAUUAUUAAUAUUUUAUUUCUGGAACAUUCAUGCUUCGAAACCUACUUCAAUUAUUGCUACAAUGAACUAUAUAUAUUUUUUUUAUCAACCAAACAUCCCCAUUAAAAAUUAUA
Messenger RNA from Uloborus diversus, 1837 nucleotides. It is a transcript of the gene Ing3, whose product is annotated as inhibitor of growth protein 3-like. Gene Ontology annotation, cellular component: NuA4 histone acetyltransferase complex. The transcript has 3 exons. The record is from RefSeq and is a predicted model, not a curated record. Gene Ontology annotation, biological process: regulation of DNA-templated transcription. Lineage: Eukaryota; Metazoa; Arthropoda; Arachnida; Araneae; Uloboridae. The coding region runs from base 356 to 1591 and encodes 411 amino acids.